Molecule: messenger RNA, 757 nt
Organism: Phalaenopsis equestris
Lineage: Eukaryota; Viridiplantae; Streptophyta; Magnoliopsida; Asparagales; Orchidaceae
Exons: 1
Coding region: 59-499 (146 amino acids)
Source: RefSeq, a predicted model, not a curated record
GGCCGCGCCGGUGCUCCACUUCCCAAGUGUCGGAACCCGAAGUAAAGCAAGAGUGGAGAUGAAGAAGGAACGGUCUCAGGGGUGGAGCGUUUUCGACGCAAUAAAGACCUUUCCCUCUUCACCGGAAACCCUAAUGGCUGAGAUCGAUGCAGCCAUCGUCGCCGUUGAGUACGGCCAUGCCUCCGCUCUUCUAUCCUCAUCGUCCUCUUCUUCUCUACCAACUAUUUCGGCUGAGACCAAGAGCGCGGUGAACAAUGCAUUCGGAUUCAAUGGAUCCUCCCCCGAUGCACGGCUUGCGGAGGAAUCUUACCGCGCAGCGUGCUCCGCCCUCGCCACCGGCCGACCGGACGCCGCUCUCCGAUCCAUCCGCGUUGCUCUUGCGAGCUGCCCGCCGGACAAAACUUCUGCAGUAGCUAAGCUUCGAUCCCUCUCUUCCAUCGCCUCCUCUCAGUUGCAGAAGCAGAAACAACAGCAUCAGCAGCACCCGCCGUUACUCUAACAGUCUUGCCGUAACCGUGUCUUGCUCCUUUUAGUUCUUGGUGAGGUUCUCUUCCUUUCUUUGCAUAAUUCUUGAGUUGUCUGAAUUUUGCUUGGAAUGUGAAGUGGGUUUGGAAUUUCAUAUUUGGACAAGAAGUUGAUGGUUUGCAAAUAUAUUUAUUAAAGGCGUUGAAUAGCACGACAUUUAGUUAAUUAGAUUUAAUAAUUUCCACUGUAAUUCUGCAUUGUCUAGUAGUAUUGUUUCUUUGUUUUCACCUUU